Tuber aestivum (summer truffle) is the source of this 2319-nucleotide messenger RNA. The record is from the annotation of a GenBank genome assembly. Lineage: Eukaryota; Fungi; Ascomycota; Pezizomycetes; Pezizales; Tuberaceae.
GGAAACAACAACCGCCACUGGAACAAUUUGGCACAGAUUUGACCGCUCGUGCUAGAGAUGGGAAACUGGACCCUGUCAUUGGCCGUGAUGAAGAAAUCCGCCGGACCAUCCAAGUAUUGUCAAGGCGGACGAAAAACAACCCUGUCCUCAUUGGUUCGGCAGGAACUGGGAAGACUGCAAUUCUAGAAGGCCUUGCCCAGCGGAUUGUCUGUGGCCAAGUGCCGGAAAGUAUGAAGGAUAAGAGGGUUGUAAGCUUGGAUUUAGGACAGCUGAUUGCCGGAACUAGGUUCACAGGUGAUUUUGAAGAAAGGCUUAUGGUUUUUGUCCCUCCAUCUCCAAUAAGCAUCACCAAACUAACAGGGUCAUCGUUUUAUUAUAGAGUGUCUUGGAAGAGGUUUCUGAAGCUCAUGGGAAGGUUAUCCUUUUCAUUGACGAACUUCAUUCACUGCUUGACCUGCCAAAGGCAGCGGGUUCGGUCGAUGCAUCCAACCUUCUCAAGCCUCAACUGAGUCGUGGAGAGCUUCAGUGCUGUGGAGCUACAACAUUGAAUGAAUAUCGCCAAAUCGAGAAGGAUGUGGCUUUAGCUCGGAGGUUUCAACCUAUCCUUGUUGAUGAGCCUAGUGUUCAGGAUACGAUCAGUAUACUUCGAGGGUAUGAGAUGAGGACUCAUUUCCUUUCCUUUUUGUGAUUUCGCCGCUUACCACCUCCCAAUAGGAUCAAGGAUCGGUAUGAAGUGCAUCACGGUGUCCGGAUUACCGAUAACGCGCUUGUUUCCGCGGCCACACUAUCGAACCGCUACAUCACCGAUCGUUUCCUACCCGACAAAGCCAUCGAUCUGGUCGAUGAGGCUGCUUCGGCAUUGAGGCUUCAGCAAGAGUCACGUCCCGACGAAAUUCAUGAACUUGAUCAUGCAAUUUUGACACUGAGAAUUGAGCUCGAGUCACUUCGGAAGGAGGAGGAUGUGGCCUCUAAGGAGCGAAAGGAGAAACUUGAAGCCAUUUUGAAAGAAAAGAAGGCAAUGGUCAAGGGACUCACGAAGGUUUGGGAAGAAGAGAAGGCCGGGCUCCAGGCUAUAAAAAUUGCAAAGGGGGAGUUAGAGCACGCCAGGGUUGAACUUGAGAUAUGUCGAAGAAAACGCAACUUCGGGAAAGCUUUUAUGCUACAAUACGCGAGGAUUCUCGAACUAGAGGCCAAGCUUCCCAAGGAUGGCGAAGCGAGUAAGGGCUCACUUAUACAUGAUUCGGUGGGCCCAGACGAUAUUUCUCAUGUUGUUUCUAAAGCCAUGGGCAUUCCUACCACCAAACUUAUGUCUGGGGAAGCUGAGAAACUAGUGCAUCUCGAGGACGCUCUUCGCCAGUCAGUUCGUGGACAGGACGACGCCCUCAAGGCGGUUGCUGAUGCCGUCAGGCUUCAGCGCGCUGGAUUAGCUAGCGAUCAUCGCCCCACCGCCAGUUUCAUGUUUUUAGGCCCCACGGGUGUUGGAAAGACAGAAUUGUGCAAAGCGUUGGCGACAACCUUAUUCUCGAGCGAGACCGUAGUUAUCCGAUUCGAUAUGAGCGAGUUUCAGGAAAAACACACCGUCAGUCGGUUGAUUGGAAGCCCAGCUGGUUAUGUCGGCUACGAAGAUGCGGGUCAAUUGACAGAAGCCGUCAGAAGAAAGCCUUAUGCAGUCCUGUUGUUCGAUGAAUUUGAAAAGGCUUGCCUGAUAUCACCCAUGGGUGAGGUCGAGCGCUGACUGUUCUAUAUUAGGCUCAUAAGGAUAUCUCCUCGUUGCUCCUUCAGGUCCUUGACGAAGGCUUCCUAACAGAUGCUCAAGGUCGGAAGGUCGAUUUCCGUUCCACAAUCAUAGUUCUCACGUCCAACCUCGGCCAAGACAUCCUUAUCAAUGAUCCAUCCUCAGACAUCGCAUUAUCGCGAGCUGCCAAGCAGCAGGUCAUGGAUAUUGUGCAGCAUUCCUACCCACCAGAAUUUCUAAACAGGAUUGACGAAUUUAUAAUUUUCCGGAGACUCUCGAAGGAUGCUAUUCGGGAUAUUGUUGAUGUUCGAUUGAAGGAAUUGCAGGCAAAGCUUGACGAUCGCCGGAUCAAACUAGACAUAGAUGUUAAAGUGAAGGAUUGGCUCAGCGAGAAGGGCUACGAUGUUCGAUACGGCGCGAGACCCUUGAACCGCCUUAUCGGCAAGAAAUUGUUGAACCCUUUGGCGGAGCGAUUGAUUCGCGGAGAAAUAAGGAAUAGUGAGGUAGCCAGAAUUAGGGUUGCACCGGCCGGAACAGAAUUGGAAGUUUUCCCAAAUCACGAUUCCUCUACUACCCCCAAUCAG